ACUGCAACAACAAAUUAUAUAAAAACUCGUAAAAACUACAAUAAAUACCUGCAUACUUAGAGAAUUUGUUGGAAUAACGAAUAUGAAAUGUGCAAAACGAUAAUGAGAUCACGAGUAUAAAUCCUAAUAAAAGAAUAGUACGAGCAAAACACUACAAUUUAGUACCAGCAACAGCAACAACAGGAAAGCAAUAAAAAAUUAAUUGCCGUAAAGUCGUAAUUAUUGUACUAACAACAAAAACGACAACGACAUUUUUCUGCUACAUUACGCCAUUCCCUGAUAGGUCUUGCAGACACAGUCGCAAAACCUACGAACAUUAGUUGACGCCACAUCCUACAACUCAGUGCAACGCGAAGUAGCUGUCGUGCCUUCCUGUGAACACUACAUUAAUGUAAACACUGAGCGGCAAUUCGAUUGUGUAUAUCUGUGCUUGUGUGUGUGAGUGUGUGCGCGUAUGGAAUGCGUUCACUCAACACCAUCAGUGACAUAUAACGAAGGCAAUAACAGCGAACAUAUCACAACGACACAUUGCGGCAACCAUAACGCACAACGAAAGUGAAAGGCCAUCGGUGAAACGCAGCAACACAAGAGCAAAAACAACAAAAAUAGCAUACAAAGUUUUUGGAAUGAUCAAAUAAUGGAGCGUUUUAUAAAGGCCAAUUUAUUUAUGAUUUGCUGUGUGGCUGCCGGAUUGUUACUGAUCGUGUACUUGGGUGCCUUCUCCUGUGAAGUGUCCUGGAUACUGGAGGCGCACGGCGAUUUGCCCAUAUCCUCAUACAUCCUCUGCACACAGUUUUUUAUAGUUUUUGUAGCAACAACAAUACUCAUACAUGGACUCGUCACAGGCUUGCCGUGGGGCCUAUUCGCAUGGUCAGUGGUCAUUGGUCUACUCUCCAUACCGGAGCUGAUAUUUGUCAUGAUUAUGACAACACAACAUUGGGGCCUGCAAUCGGUGCACGGUCUCACCGAGUUGAUUUCCUACCUUGUAAGGCUGGUGAUAAAUUGCUUUGCGUUGAUUUGUGUGAUACCCACAGGCAUAAGAUGGCGUCGCGAGACGCAGGUGCUUACACAACUGCAGGGCUUGGCUACACGCCUCCAGUUGCAGACUCCGCCGCCCAGCGUGCCAAUUGUCAAGGCCGAUUCGCGGCGUUCCAGCAAACGACGCCAGAGUGGCGCUUUCGAGAAUGCAGGCUAUGAGGUGAGCGAACCGACGAAGAUCAGUAUGAGCGGCUCACAAGCACAAGGCCUAAAUAUGUACAACGCAAAUCCGCUAUUUGGCUCUCAAAAUGAAUUCAAUGCUGCGAUGUUUAUGCCACAAUAUAUGCAACAGUUCAAUGGCCACAGUUGUGGCAACAACGGUGUUCAAAUGCGCAACGGCAAUCGCGCGCAAUCAUUGAUGGAUCUACGUUGCACACUUCCCGGCAUGUAUAACCCGCGCUACGUGCUCGACACGGAGGACAAAAAUGGCAAAUAUUUCAAUAUAACCAUCGACGAUCUGAAGAACAGUAUACAAGACUCAAAAAAGCUUCAGGCGCCACCUUCGCUAAUAGGUUCGGUUAACGAUCCCAUUUACUGUUCGAUUGAGCCCAAACAGCAAACUCCGCCACAACAAAGGCAACGCUCACCGGAAAAAUCCUCACAGCCGACGACAAAGUUGGCGCGCAACUGCAUCUCGCUGGAAAAUUUGGAUGGCAUUGCGAAGGUGCAAAACGAAUUGGCUGCCUAUGGCAACAAUUUGUUACAGAAUUACACGCAGCAGCAACAAUACUACUUAGCCAUGUUGAGCGGGUACUUGAACCCGGUACAUGGCACAGGCGUCUAUCGGCGCCCGUCAAGUGGCUCUGCCGUGGGCGGCUUCUCGGGCACCGUAUUGGCCCAGCCAGUGCCGCGUAGGAAUCCCCAACCACUGCAAUACUAUGGCGGCUAUGAUUAUGCGAACUACACAAAUCCCUACAUUACGGCGAACAGCAAAUUGUCGUUGGGCAAUGAGUCCGAUGACUAUCGGAAAUAUCGCGAUGUAGCGCUGUAG
Messenger RNA from Anastrepha obliqua, 2029 nucleotides. RefSeq lists its product as uncharacterized. The transcript has 6 exons. Bases 638 to 2029 code for a protein of 463 amino acids. Lineage: Eukaryota; Metazoa; Arthropoda; Insecta; Diptera; Tephritidae. The record is from RefSeq and is a predicted model, not a curated record.